GGCGGCGGCAGGUCGAGGCUGUUUUUUCUCUUCACGACUCCACAGGAACAGGAUUUCUCCUCCUCCACUUCUUCUUCUUCUUUGAUUUGAUUUGUUUUGUGAAAAGCGACUGAGGGACGAUGAGCGGCCGCCUGAUCCGCCUGGCCGGCCUGCUGGCUGUGCUGAGCGCCGUGCAGGCCACCUACACCUGGCACUCGACGAUGCGUUGUCUGUGCAACGGGAAAUCUCGGUACUGCCUGCGGGACGCCUGGGGCCUGCGCUGCGUCGACUGCCAGGGCAACACGGAGGGCCGCCACUGCGAGCGCUGCAAGGACGGCUUCUACCAGCAGGGGGCGCGGCAGGACUGCAUGCCCUGCGGCUGCCACGGCGCAGGCUCGGUCAGCGCGCGGUGUGACAGCAGGGGGCGCUGCAGCUGUAAGGAGGGCGUGUCAGGAGACAAAUGUGACCGUUGCCGUGACGGCGUGAUGGGACCGGACGGCUGCAGGCAGAGUCGUCAGCCCAGACAGGAAGCGGAAACGCCGGCGUGUUUCUGUUUCGGCCACAGCAGCCGCUGCUCGGCCACGCCCGGCUUCUCCGUCCACAACAUCACCUCCGACUUCAGCACAGGUGUGGAUGGCUGGCAUGUAGCCACAGCGCAGGGCGUCGCCCUGGACGACGUGAGCUUCCGCUGGUCCCCAAAGUACAAAGACAUCGAGGUGAUCUCCAAGAACAGCCAGCCGGUCUACCUGCACGCCCCAGCUCCCUUCCUGGGGAAUCACUUGCUGAGUUACGGUCAGAACUUGUCCUUCUCUCUGCGUCUGGACCGCGGCGUUCGCCGUCCGUCCACCAGCGACAUCAUUCUGGAAGGUUCCGGCCUGCGAGUGUCGGCCUCGCUGGGCGACCUCCGCUCCAUCGUGCCCUGCGGACAGAAGAUCACCUACAGCUUCAGGCUGGACGAGCGGCUCAGCUGCAGGUGGAGGCCUCAGCUGUCCAGCCUGCAGUUCCAGAUGCUCCUGCAGAACCUCACCGCCAUCAAGAUCCGAGCCACGUUUGGUGAAAAUGGCCGUGGUUACCUUGACAACGUGCAGCUGGUGUCGGCGCGGCGGGGCGACGGCGUGCCAGCGGGCUGGGUGCAGAGCUGCCGCUGCCCGCUGGGCCACCAGGGCCAGUUCUGCGAGCGGUGUGCCUCAGGGUUCAAACGUCGGGUCCCUGAACUUGGAGCCUUCAGCGACUGUGAGCCCUGCCACUGCCGGGGCGGGAAGUGCGACCCGGAGACAGGUGACUGUUACUCUGCGGACGAGACGCCGGGAAGCUCCAGCUGUCCGCCCGGGUCUUACAGGGACCCCCUGCGGCCGCUGAUCUGUCUGCAGUGCCCCUGUCCCGCCGGAGAGUCCUGCUCGCUGGACGCCGCGACCCGCCGGGUCCUCUGCGGCGGCUGUCCGCCCGGCACCACCGGCUCCGGAUGCAGCGUCUGUCAGAGCGGUUUCUAUGGCAACCCGGCAGCCGGCGGAUGCCAGCCCUGCAGGUGUAACGGCCACGUGGACCUGAGCAGGGUGGGAAGCUGCGACCCCGCCACCGGAGAGUGUCUGCAGUGUGCCAACAACACCAGAGGGGGGCAGUGUGAGGCCUGCCUGCCCGGCUUCUUCCACCGGCGGCCCGCAGACGCCUGCCAGCCGUGUGAGUGUGACCCUCAGGGCUCGCUGGCGGCUCAGUGUGACGAUGGCGGCCGCUGUGAGUGCAGACCGGGCUACGAGGGCCUCAGGUGCCACCGCUCCGCCUGUCCCGCCUGCUUCAACCCCGUCAAGACCAAGAUGGAGCUGUACGCUGUGAAGCUGCAGGAGCUGCAGGCUCUGUUCUCCCGGCUGGACGGCGGCGUGCGGCCGGACGGCGACCAGCAGCUGGACAGGAAGCUGCGAGCGGCCGAGCAGCAGCUGACGGAGCUGCAGCGCACCGCCCUGCGCCUCGCAGACAUGGAGAAGGUUCUGCAGGAGCGGCUGUCAUCCAUCAGCCGCAGCCAGCUGGCCGAGGACCGCGACCUGCAGGCCAUCGCCGCCGCUGCCGCCGCCACCCGGCGACGAGAGCGGACGUACGAGUCCAAGGUGGACGACGUCCAGAAGCUGAUCGACGACAUGAGGCGCAGACUGAAGGAGGCCAAGCUCAGCAUCCCAUCAGCUGACGCCCCGCAGGGGGAUGCUUCGGGUUCAGGCGACGCAGCUUCGGGUUCGGGGGAUGGAGCUCCGGCCUCAGAGGUCCUGUCCUCUCUGGCACAGAAAGCUACAGAGCUGGCUGACAGCCACCAGGAGAAGGCGAGCGCGGUGGAGCGCAGCGCCAACGAGGCGCUGGCCGACGCCCAGCAGAGCCUGGAUCAGGUCCGCAAGCUCAUGAACAAGGAGAACAAGGUGAAGGAGCUGAUCGGAGACCUGAAGGACAUGUAUGAUAACACCUCGGCGCAGGUGAAGGCUCUGGAGAACAAGGCCGGCCGGGUGAGCGGCGAGGCCAAGGGCGAGAGCAAGAUGGCGGACGGCAUGCUGAAACACAUCGCCGCCAUGGAGAAGCAAAUCCCCGACGGCCUGAAGGAGCAGAUGGAUGCCGCGGUGGCCCGGCUGGACGGCCUGAAGGGGGCGCUGCAGGAGAACCUGACAGAGUUCCAGGAUAAGCAGGACGACGUGGAGCAGGACAGGGCGGCUGUGGAGGAUCUGCUGGCCCAGGCCAACGCCGCCCAGCAGGACCUGGACCGGCUGCUGGCCCGGGCCAACGCCGCCAAGGCCGACACCCAGGCGGCGCUGCGCGGCAUCGACAGCAACAAGGACGUGCUGGACCGGGCCCUGAACGCACUCCGAGGGUUCGACGAGCAGGUCGGCGGCAGCAAGGCGCAGGCCGACGCCGCCAUCCAGAAGCUUCCGGGCAUCAACGCCACCAUCCAGCGAGCCAAAGAGGAGAACGCAGAGACCCUGUCCAUCCUGGCCGGCGUGGACGAGGACGUGAGCGACGCCCAGGAGACCGUCGGCCUGCUGGACGACGCCGUCAGCGCACUCCAGGGAGCGGUCGACUCUUUGCCGUCUCACGCCGGUCUGGAGGAGAGCGCCACCAAGCUGAACAAGGAGGUGAAGGCCCUGCAGGAGGAGGCGGCGGCGGCGGAUGAGGAUCUGAGCGAGCGGCUGGACGAGGCGGCGAGGCAGCGGGACGACGCCAAGCAGGCAGACGACGGGGCGGUCGGAGCGCUCAGCCACGCCCAGAACGCCAGAGACGCCGUGGGACAAACACUGAAGACCGUCAGCGACCUGCUGAGCGCGCUCACGUCGCCGGGCAGCGUGGACGCCGAGCGGCUGAGCGAGCUGGAGGAGGCGGUGGCCGGCGCCCAGCGCAGCGUGGAGCGCGAGCUGCGGCCGCGGCUGGACGAGGUGGCGGAGCGCGAGGCGGCGCAGCGGCGGCGCCUCAGCGGCCUCAACCUCGACAUCGACAGCGUCCUGCUGGACAUCAGCAACCUGGAGGACAUCCUGAAGGCCGUGCCCAACGGCUGCUUCAACCACCCCCCGCACGAGCACGCCUGAGCCGCCACGCACGCACACACACACUGACACAC
Molecule: messenger RNA, 3562 nt
Organism: Myripristis murdjan (pinecone soldierfish)
Lineage: Eukaryota; Metazoa; Chordata; Actinopteri; Holocentriformes; Holocentridae
Gene: lamc2
Product: laminin, gamma 2
Exons: 21
Coding region: 120-3530 (1136 amino acids)
Biological process (GO): tissue development; animal organ morphogenesis
Source: RefSeq, a predicted model, not a curated record